Molecule: messenger RNA, 2290 nt
Organism: Anopheles merus
Lineage: Eukaryota; Metazoa; Arthropoda; Insecta; Diptera; Culicidae
Product: uridine-cytidine kinase-like 1
Exons: 7
Coding region: 108-1802 (564 amino acids)
Cellular component (GO): cytoplasm
Molecular function (GO): kinase activity; ATP binding
Source: RefSeq, a predicted model, not a curated record
UUGGUGAACGGGAACCCCAGCGCCGCUUUCACCUUGCCGUGCGGAAACCAUAAGGUGGGGAGAGAACAUCGCGAGCACGUUAGUUUUUCGUCUGUGAAAAGUAAAAUAUGUCGGUAAAUCCCAAUGCACCCCCGAGUUCUGCCUCAUCGGAUAGUGACGCAAGCGAGCCGAAGGAGUGCGAAACGCACGAUCUGAACGCUGGAUUGCACUCGAGCGACAGCGGGUACGAUGCGGAAAUGCCGCCAGACUGCUGUCCGGCGUCGCCGGCCACCGUCCCAUCGAAAACGGCACGCUCGAAUUCGUUCGGUUCGCAGCUGCGGUCACCGAAACCGCGACGUCAGCGAACCACAUCGGUGAACCAGAACACCAUUAACUCGAACGAGGCGAUCAUUCGCUCGAACAAUCGCACGAUCUACACAGCCGGCCGUCCGCCGUGGUAUAAUUGUGCGGGGCAGCAGGUGGAACCGUUCGUGAUAGGUAUCUGCGGUGGCAGUGCCUCGGGGAAAACUACCGUUGCGCAGAAGAUCAUCGAAAGUCUGGACGUGCCAUGGGUGACGCUACUGUCGAUGGAUUGCUUCUACAAGAUACUGAACGACAAGCAACACGAGCAGGCGAACCGGAAUGAGUACAACUUCGAUCAUCCGGACGCCUUCGAUCUGGAGCUGAUGAAGGAUGUGCUGCAGCGGUUGAAGGAGGGCCGGAAGGUGGAAGUUCCGGUGUACAAUUUCGUUACCCAUUCAAGGGAAUCGCACACGAAAACUAUGUACGGUGCGAACGUCAUCAUUUUCGAAGGCAUCCUUACGUUCCAUAGCAAGGAAAUUCUUAAGAUGCUCGACAUGAAGGUGUUCGUCGAUACCGACGCAGACAUUCGGCUGGCCAGACGGCUCAAGCGGGACAUCAUGCAGCGCGGUCGCGAUUUGGAGGGUGUACUUAAACAAUAUUCGACCAUGGUGAAGCCGGCGUACUGCUGCUACAUCGCUCCCACGAUGGCACACGCUGACAUCAUAGUGCCACGUGGUUCGAGCAACAUUGUUGCGAUUCAGCUCAUAGUGCAGCAUGUGCAUACACAGCUGCAGUUGCGUGGUUUCAAGCUGAGAGAAGCGCUGGCUCAUUCGUACAUUGGGCAGCCGAUGCCGGAAUCGCUCAAGCUGCUUCCGACGACGCCGCAGAUCAAAGGUCUACACACAUUUAUACGCAACGCUAACACAGCGCGCGAUGAGUUCAUAUUUUAUUCGAAGCGCUUGAUACGGCUGGUGCUGGAGUAUGCGCUGAGUUUGCUUCCGUUCCGCGACGUCGAGGUAGAAACGCCUCAGAAUAUGCCGUACAAAGGCAAACGCAUGGCCUCGCAGAAGAUCUGUGGCGUAUCGAUUUUGCGCGCGGGUGAAACCAUGGAGCAGGCCGUCAGCGAUGUGUGUAAGCACAUCCGCAUCGGCAAGAUUCUGAUCCAAACGAAUCAACUGACCGGAGAGCCGGAGCUGUACUAUUUACGUCUGCCGAAAGAUAUCAAAGACUAUCGUGUGGUGCUGAUGGAUGCAACGGUUGCCACUGGAGCGGCAGCAAUUAUGGCAAUCCGUGUGCUGCUGGAUCACGAUGUGCCGGAGGAGAAUAUUAUGCUGGUUUCAUUGCUGAUGGCAGAAAUCGGGGUGCAUUCUAUAGCGUAUGCAUUCCCCAAGGUGCAGAUAGUGACAUCCGCGCUUGAUCCGGAGAUAAACGAAAAGUUUUACGUCAUACCCGGUAUUGGCAAUUUUGGCGAUCGUUAUUUUGGCACCGAACCGACCGAGCCGUCAUUGCUGUACGAGUAGCACUAGCCGCAACGCAAUAUUGGAUGGUAGUGUUGAUGCACAAGCACAAUACAGGGUUCUACGAUUUGUCCCAAAACCGCGGGCCACCUUAACGAUUUGUCGUGGUCCCCAUGACUGCGGCAAACUUUCUCGGGCAUAAAACGUCCCGAACUUUCCACGGUCAAUGGUAUUGCAUAACGACGAUUGGUGAAAGUGUUCCGCGGUGAACGAGAUAGUUCGUAACACACCCUGCAAUUGGGAUUCCUCCGCUCGCCUUAAAUCCGUUCUCUAAAUUGACAGAACGCUCCUGGUGAUUGGAAGCGUUUCAAUGAUUAGCAUCUCUUCUUCAAAUUAGUUAUUACAUUUUAAUCCUUCUUGUAUCCUAAGUUAAGUUGAAUCUAGAUUUAAAGUCACAUUUAGUUGAAAUUAAGCGGAAGGAUAGAUUUUCAAUUUCCUCCUCCGCUGCUUUGAUCUAUUCGUUGUUUUGUGUAAUAAUAAACAUGUUUAAA